AAACGGAAGCUGAAGCCCAAGCAAAAGGGGGAGAAGUGAACUUCACACUUUCUGAUGAGUGAUGAGUUCUUAUAUUUAUAUACAAAAAAAAAAUCUGGUGUUGUGAGUCGCGGCCGUGUUCCAAGCAACAAUCAUCAUAACCGAUUAAUCACUGUGAUAAGAUAAGAUUGAAAAGAUGUUUAGGGACGUGUCAAGCUGCAACACGUACAACUACGGCGAGGCUGUGUAUUGGGACGCGCGCUACAUCCAAGAGGAUGGUUCCUGCGAUUGGUACCAGCGUUAUUCUGCUCUCAGGCCUUUUGUUCGCAAUUUCAUCCCUCUUUCUUCCAGGAUUCUCAUGGUUGGUUGCGGCAAUUCUGUUAUGUCAGAGGAUAUGGUCAAAGAUGGUUACGAGGACAUCGUCAAUAUUGAUAUUUCUUCAAUUGCAAUUGACAUGAUGAGUAGAAAAUAUGAGCACAUCCCACAGCUAAAAUACUUGCAGAUGAAUGUCAGAGAUAUGAGCUUGUUUCCAGAUGAAUCUUUUGAUGGUGUUAUUGAUAAAGGAACUCUUGAUUCAUUGAUGUGUGGUACUGAUGCUCCAAUUAGUGCUGCUCAGAUGCUUGCUGAAGUUUGUAGACUACUAAAACCUGGAGGGACCUAUAUUUUGCAAGACCAGGAUUUCAAAAGCCCGAGAGUAGUACACCAUCAAGAAAAUCAUACUUGGAGCCCAUCGCUCUUACUGAAAAGGGCUUACUUUCAGCAGAUUUCGUUCUGGAAGAUCCAGAUUCUCACUAUAUAUAUGUUUGUAAAAAGAUAAAUGACACAGAGAUAGACAAUAAUACCUGCAUACCAAUUAACAGCUGAUGUUUUAUAGAUCUGACUUACAUUGAAGCACUGAUGAAGGUAGUAUUUAUCCUCUUCACAAACUUUGAUGUGCAUCAUAGUUAUUUAAGUGGUUGCUUUUGUCAUCUGUACCACUGGGACAAGUUACCACCGUCAAUGUGUUGUUUGCAAUAGCAUUUUAUUCUCAUAAAUUAGAGUAAUGAAGUUAGCAUGUAGAGAUUAUUGGUAUUAUUAGAAUCUUAAAGAAAUCAGACAAAUUGACUGAUUAAUGUAUUGUUUUGCCCGUGAUUUUGUCUGGAUGAAUGGAUUAUGGUUGUAACAUGUAAA
Molecule: messenger RNA, 1149 nt
Organism: Glycine soja
Lineage: Eukaryota; Viridiplantae; Streptophyta; Magnoliopsida; Fabales; Fabaceae
Product: EEF1A lysine methyltransferase 4-like
Exons: 7
Coding region: 176-796 (206 amino acids)
Molecular function (GO): S-adenosylmethionine-dependent methyltransferase activity
Source: RefSeq, a predicted model, not a curated record